Molecule: messenger RNA, 426 nt
Organism: Schistosoma haematobium
Lineage: Eukaryota; Metazoa; Platyhelminthes; Trematoda; Strigeidida; Schistosomatidae
Exons: 4
Coding region: 1-426 (141 amino acids)
Source: RefSeq, a predicted model, not a curated record
AUGCUGGUCGGUGGCCUAUGCUCCACUGGGAGUAACAGGCGUAAAAAUAAAUUUUCAAUGGCUUAUUUUCACUUAAAACAACAGUUUCAAUCAACCGAAGGAAUUUGUCUGAAUCUCUUACAAUUGUUUAUUUAUUUAAACUUAUUUUGUUUAUGUCAAACAAUCUAUCCAGUUUAUUCAUUAAAUACAUUAAGAAGUAGUUAUCCAACUGUAGAUGAUGUUACUAAUACCGAUGAUAUAUGGUUAUUAAAUGAUCAAAAUAAAAAGAAAACUAUGGAUCGACUUCGUGAAUUUAAUCGAUACUUGAAUAGUAUUUUUCUACGUCAACAGUUUUAUCCUGAAGAAAAUGAGGAACCAUUUGAUCGUCGAAAAUUCUCUGUUCUAUCCAAUCAAAAUAAACGAGAUUAUUUAUUUUUACGUGGCUAA